Molecule: messenger RNA, 462 nt
Organism: Microthlaspi erraticum
Lineage: Eukaryota; Viridiplantae; Streptophyta; Magnoliopsida; Brassicales; Brassicaceae
Source: the annotation of a GenBank genome assembly
AUGUCCUAUUUCCCUCCCCGUUCCUCCUCGUUCUGUUUUUUUUCCCGUCUCGUAUUGCCCCAUCCCUUUCUUCCCGUCUCGUUCUGCCUUGUCGGGUAUAAUUUUGGCCUCGUUAUUCUGUCGUCUUUCUCGUCGUUCUUGAUGGUGGUUGUUGUUGGGCGGUGGCUGUUAUUGGUGUGGGAUCUCGUGGUGACGACCGGCGGAUCUAUGCUCAUGUUAAGCCUUGGUGUGGCUCCGUCAGCAGCUCCCAUUUCUGUUUUUGGCUUAUUGCAGGUUUUAGAGUGGCUCAAUUGCUUGAUAGGAGACGGCUAUGUUCAGCUCUUGGAGAAUGGCGGUCAGAGGUCAGAGGCGGCGGCGGCUUCUCUGGCAGCUCGAAGAGGCUCCCGUGCUGCCGGAUUAGAGUUUUGCGUUGAAGUGGUUCGUUUUUGUGCUAGUCCUCAGAGAAGCUGUAGAUGCUGCUAA